Messenger RNA from Arvicanthis niloticus (Nile rat), 2844 nucleotides. Lineage: Eukaryota; Metazoa; Chordata; Mammalia; Rodentia; Muridae. The record is from RefSeq and is a predicted model, not a curated record.
AGUUCCUUAUUUGGUAGCCUUUGACAGAACUAGUCUUUCUCACUGCUAAGCAUCUUGACAUACAUUAUUCAUUAAGCCCUGGAGCUCCGGAGAGAAAGAUGCAGACCCUUAGCUCUUUAGCUGCUCCUUCGUCACAUGGAUAUUUCUUAUUCAGAAUAGUUGCUGAAAUUUGUUCCAUUUUGGAGUUUUACAAAUGGCAUGCGUUUAAUGGAAAGACGGCUGGAUGGGAUCAUAAUACGAUGCUUUCUUACUUAUACUUAAUUACCAAAAAUCUUUAAAUUCCCACACCUGAAUGGCUUUGUGGAGAUUGGUAGAGGUCAAGGUUUGAAAAAAAAAAAAAAAAAAAACACCACAUUUUAGAACUUGCUGGCACAUAUACAUAUAGACACAUAAUCUAUCAAAAAUGCCUGAAGCAAACUAUUUAUUGUCAGUGUCAUGGGGCUACAUAAAGUUCAAAAGGAUGCUUAACCGGGAGCUCACUCACCUCUCUGAAAUGAGUCGGUCUGGCAACCAGGUGUCGGAGUACAUAUCAAACACAUUCUUAGAUAAGCAACAUGAAGUGGAAAUUCCCUCUCCAACUCAGAAGGAAAAGGAGAAGAAGAAAAGGCCUAUGUCUCAGAUCAGUGGGGUCAAGAAGUUGAUGCAUAGCUCCAGCCUGACUAAUUCAUGUAUCCCAAGGUUUGGGGUUAAAACAGAGCAGGAAGAUGUCCUGGCCAAGGAACUAGAAGAUGUGAACAAGUGGGGCCUCCACGUUUUCCGGAUAGCAGAGCUGUCUGGUAACCGGCCUCUGACUGUUAUCAUGCACACCAUUUUUCAGGAACGAGAUUUAUUAAAAACGUUUAAAAUCCCGGUAGACACUCUGAUUACGUAUCUUAUGACUCUGGAAGACCAUUACCAUGCUGACGUGGCCUAUCACAACAACAUCCAUGCUGCAGAUGUCGUCCAGUCCACUCAUGUGCUGCUCUCCACACCCGCUUUGGAGGCUGUGUUCACAGACUUGGAGAUCCUCGCGGCCAUUUUUGCCAGUGCAAUACAUGAUGUGGAUCAUCCUGGUGUGUCAAAUCAAUUUCUGAUCAAUACAAACUCGGAACUUGCCUUGAUGUACAACGACUCCUCCGUCUUAGAGAACCACCAUUUGGCUGUGGGAUUUAAGUUGCUCCAGGAAGAAAACUGUGACAUUUUCCAGAAUCUGACCAAAAAGCAAAGACAAUCUUUAAGGAAAAUGGUCAUUGACAUUGUACUUGCGACGGACAUGUCAAAGCACAUGAAUCUGCUGGCUGACCUGAAAACGAUGGUUGAAACUAAGAAGGUGACAAGCUCUGGCGUCCUCCUCCUUGAUAACUACUCCGACAGGAUCCAGGUCCUUCAGAAUAUGGUGCACUGUGCAGACCUGAGCAACCCCACAAAGCCACUCCAGCUGUACCGCCAGUGGACGGACCGGAUAAUGGAGGAGUUCUUCCGCCAGGGGGACCGGGAACGUGAACGUGGCAUGGAGAUAAGUCCCAUGUGUGACAAGCACAACGCCUCUGUGGAAAAAUCACAGGUGGGCUUCAUAGACUAUAUUGUUCAUCCACUCUGGGAGACAUGGGCAGACCUCGUACAUCCUGAUGCCCAGGACAUUUUGGACACUUUGGAGGACAAUCGUGAGUGGUACCAGAGCACAAUCCCCCAGAGCCCCUCCCCUGCACCUGAUGACCAAGAGGAGGGCCGGCCGGGACAGACUGAAAAAUUCCAGUUUGAACUAACCUUAGAGGAAGACGGCGAGUCAGACACUGAAAAGGACAGUGGAAGUCAAGUGGAGGAAGACACUAGCUGCAGUGACUCUAAGACUCUGUGCACCCAAGACUCGGAGUCCACUGAAAUCCCCCUUGACGAGCAGGUUGAAGAGGGAGCUGGAGCAGAAGAGGAAAGCCAGCCCGAAACUUGUGUCGCAGAUGAUUGUUGUCCUGACACGUAACAGUAUAAAGGCUGUCACACUUUUUCUUUCUUUCUUUUUUUUUUUUUAAGUAGAAAACAAUUGUUUCCAAAGUGCAUGUCACAUGCUACAGCCAUGGUCACACCUCACUGUCAUCUGCCAGGACGUUUGUUGAACAAAACUGACCUUGAACUACUCAGUCUGGCGCUCAGGAAUAUUGUAACCAGUUCUUUCACCCCCAUGUCAUCGGAGAAGGGAGAUGUCUUCACGAACACGAUGCUGGCAUGACGUCAGCCCGGUAGAGCUGACAAGGCAGAUAAAAAUCAACUCCAACUGUUUUCAAGGGAGCGUGGCUCAUCCAGCUGCCCAGACGUAGAUCGGAUUGCAGGAUUCCUUCCUGGUUUGUUUGCAGAAAUUUUAAGAAGAAAAGCGGCAUUUGAUGAUGCGUAUCGUGAACUCACAGAUGUAGCAAUGAAAGCAUCAGGAACAGGACACAGCUUGGAUCUGUCCCCAGGAGGAUGAGCCACAGAAAUUGCAUAAUUUUCUAAUUUCAAGUCUUCCUGAAACCUGACUGAACAGUGUGGUUCAGUGAGCCACACGCACCUCUACAUUUUGUAUGAUAUGUAAAACAGAUUUUUUGUAGAGCUUACUUUUAUUAUUAAAUGUAUUGAGGUAUUAUAUUUAAAAAAAACAAAACAAAACAAAAGUCUGUUCAGAACUUCAUCUGCCGCUGGUUUUUUUUUUUUUUUCUAAGAAGUAACUUGCAAGUUUUCAGUACGGAUCAGUACCACACUGGAGAAAUCUCAUUUAUGAAUUUUACUCGCACCUUAGAGUUCAUAGCAAUGAACUGAUUUGUAGUGAUUCAUUGUUUUAUAUACCGAUGACUUCCAUACUCUUAAAGAAGAGAAACAAAUUUGUGUUGCCAGAAA